Messenger RNA from Myotis myotis, 1867 nucleotides. Its product is annotated as F-box only protein 31-like. The record is from RefSeq and is a predicted model, not a curated record. Lineage: Eukaryota; Metazoa; Chordata; Mammalia; Chiroptera; Vespertilionidae. Bases 227 to 1867 code for a protein of 546 amino acids. Gene Ontology annotation, molecular function: protein binding. The transcript has a single exon.
UUUCUUCCCUGCAGCGACUGUGUCAUGCAGCAAGGAUAGACAGGCUUCCGGCAGGAGGCGAAUAUUAAGGGGUAAUGGGUUUCUCCAGUGUUGCUCAAGUCCUAUAAUCAGCUCUUCUCUGAGGGGGCGUGGCUAGGCCCUGAAGGGGGCGUGGCUGGGCUCUUGGGCGGGAAGGUGCCAGCUUAAAGCCAGGCUGCAGAGGUCCGCGCUGCUUACUGCGCCAGGCAUGGAGGAGGAGUACGCUUGCCUCUGCGGCCGGGGCCCUUCACGAGGAUGCCAGUGUCGCCAGCAGCGCCUGGGACCAGCUGCGAUGGUGGCGGCCGACAGUAAGCCGGCCCCAGCCCCUGAAGGGCAGCACGUGGAGGCGGACAUGGCGGCUCGGUCCUCUGCUGGGAGUGGAGCGAUCAGGAGCCCCAUGCCACCCCGGCCGCCCCCACGCUGCUCGCUGCAGCACCUGCCUCCCGAGCUGCUGGUGGAGAUCUUCGCCUCGCUCCCCGGCACCGACCUGCCCAGCCUGGCCCAGGCCUGCACCAGAUUCCGCAGCAUCCUGCACACCGACAGCAUCUGGAGACGGCGCUGCCAGGAGGAGUACGGCGCCGUUGAAAACUUGAGGAGCCCGGGGACGAUGGCUGUGUCUUGUCGAGAACUCUAUGCCAACUUGCUCCACCCAUGCAGGCACAUUUUGGGAUUGUGGCAGCCAGAUAACUGGCCCUAUGGAGGACUGCUGUAUGUAGUGGUGGAGGGCCCAUGCAUUGUUGGUCGCACGUACCUGCCUCUCCAUGACCCCCGCGUGGAUGACUCCUUGCAGUUCAAGCCCGCGUUUAGAAUUCACCUGGCAGAGGGGAAAUCGCCCACAGUGCAGUGCACGUACGGCCGCCGAGGGCCCCACAGCUGCCACGUGCAGAUUCGGGAGGACGGGCUCUCCACCCAGUGCAACCUGACGCACCACCACAGGAUGCCUGGUGGGAGCCGAGAGGAUUUACGCGCGUGGCUGCGGGAAGAAUGGGGGCAGACGCUCGAGCACAUUUUCCAGGAGGACAGGCUGCGGUUCGUCCUGAUGAAGCUCAUCGACCAUCAGUAUGACGACUGCCGGAACUACCGCCGCAUCUACCUCUCCCCGAGCCACCCGGAGGACCUCAUCAGGCCAGGCCUCUUCAAAGGCACCUACAAUGCCUACAACAGCCUAGAGGUUGUCAUGCUCAGCUUCCAUGGGAAGCAUGCCAGGGCCACGAAGAUCACGGGUGACCACCACGUCCCUGCUGGGCAGCAGAUGAUAGACAUCCACCUCAGCCGCCGCAUCCACCUGCCGGAUGAUAUCUUCAGCAAUUUCAACAAGUACUCCCGUCUGGUCCAGGAGGUUCACAAGCAGGUGAUCCAGGAGCAGCAGCAGCAGCAGCAAGAAGACAGCACUGAGGACGGCGAGGGCCAUGGCCGGCUGAGCCCUGCGCAGCCCAAUGUCGGGGAGUCCGGGGCUGCAGCUUUGGAGGAGCAGCCUGUCCAGUUUGUCCUACCUGCAGGCGUGAGCUCCAGGGACCAGAACUACCCCCGAGCCUGCAGGAUGUGUUUCUACGGCGUGGGCAUUGUUGCUCGCUCUGGCUCCGCCUACCCCCAGCGCAUCCCUGGAGCCUUCAUCCUGUUCGAUGAAGACCACUUCGGGUUCAUGUGGCAGGAACCCAAUUGCCUCAGCCUGUACAGCAGAGUCCAGGUCACCUUCCAGAAUGCGGAGGCGCCAUCCCCGCAGGCUUUCCAGGACAUGCUGGAGAACAUUCAGUCCCCACCGCCUGACGGCCCCUUCCUUGCCCAGGGGCAACAGCGGGGAGAAGAGGCUUCAGAGGAAGAGCAGCUUCGUGCGCUUUUGGAGGUUUGA